UGUAGUUGAGCUGUUGUGUGUUUGUGUCUCUGUAUUCAUGCAGUAAAAUAGCAGGAGCCAGAUUUUCUCAGGAUGAGUUCAUGUGUGCAGUGUGUCUGGAUCUCCUGAAGGAUCCAGUGACCAUCCAGUGUGGACACAGUUACUGUAAGAUCUGUAUUACAGACUGCUGGGAUCAGGAGGAUCAGAUGAGAGUCUACAGCUGCCCUCAGUGCAGACAGACCUUCAGUCCAAGACCUGCUUUAGCAAGAAACACCAUCUUGGCUGAAGUAGUGGAGAAACUGAAGAAGACCAAACUUCCUGCUGACUGUUACGCUGGAGCUGGAGAUGUGCAGUGUGACGUCUGUACUGGAACAAAAUACAAAGCUGUCAAGUCCUGUCUGAUGUGUCAUGAAUCUUACUGUCAAACUCAUUUUGACCGUCAUGAGGAGUUUCAUUCACGUAAGCCACACAAAGUGACUGAUGCCACUGGACGACUGCAGGAGAUGAUCUGCCAGAAACAUGAGAAGAUCCUUGAGGUUUUCUGUCGCACUGACCAGAAAUGUAUAUGUGUGCUGUGUACGAUGGAUGAACAUAAAAACCACGACAUUGUAUCAGCUGCAGCACAGAGGACAGAGAAACAGAAGCAGCUGAAGGAGACGCAGAAGACGUUCCAGCAGAGAAUCCAGCAGAGAGAGAAAGAUCUUCAGCAGCUGAGAGAGGCUGUGGAGUCUCAUAAGCGCUCUGCACAGACAGCAGUGGAGGACAGUGAGAGGAUCUUUACUGAGCUCAUCCGCUCCAUUGAGAGAAGCCGCUCUGAGCUGAUACGACUGAUCAGAAAUCAGGAAAAGCGAGCGGUGAGUGGAGCUGAAGGACGACUGGAGCGACUGGAGCAGGAGAUCAAUGAUCUGAGGAGGAGAGACGCUGAGCUGGAGCAGCUUUCACACACACAGGAUCACAUCCAGUUCCUGCAGAGUUUCCAGUCUCUCUCAGCACCUCCUGAAUCUACAGAUGGAAAUAAAGAUUCCUUCAGUUCUCUCUUCUCUUUUGAUGGUCUGAGAGAAUCUGUCCAUCAGCUGAGAGACAAACUGGAGGAUUUCUGCAAAGAGGAUCUCAAGAAGAUCUUAAACAGAGUCACAUUCACCAACAUUGUUCCCAGGACCAGGAACGACUUCCUACAAUAUUCCCAUCAGCUCACUCCGGACCUGAACACAGUGAAUAGACGCCUCCGUCUGUCUGAGAACAACAGAGUGAUUACUGACACUGACACAGUCCAGUCGUAUCCUGAUCAUCCAGACAGAUUUAAUCAAUGGAAUCAGGUGUUGUGUAGAGAGAGUGUGUGGGGACGCUGUUACUGGGAGCUGGAGUUGAGCGGAAAUGUGCAUAUAUCAGUGUCAUAUAAAAGCAUCAGCAGGAAGGGAUCAGAUCUGAAGUGUUGGUUUGGAUAUAAUGAUCAGUCCUGGAGUUUGUUGUGCACUCCCUACAGAUACUCAUUCAUACACAAUAACAUAAAGUCUGUUCUCCCUGUGAAGCCCAUCAGCAGUAGAAUAGGAGUGUUUGUGGAUCACAGUGCAGGAACUCUGUCCUUCUACAGCGUCUCUGACACAAUGAGCCUCAUCCACACAGUCCAGACCACAUUCACUCAGCCGCUCUAUCCUGGGUUUGAUAUUUAUAAAGCAUCAGUGAAACUGUGAGAAAUUGACGAGAAAUUUCACCCAUAAUGGUUUGAGCUGCAUGAUGAAUCAGUAACAGUUAGAUGUUAUUGUACCUUUUCUUUUCUCUUCAUGGCAUUAAAACUGCAGCUGAACUUUUGUCAGUGAAAUAACAUGUUUCUUUUCAUCUUACCUCAGUAUAAUGCAUUUUAAAGUAGUGUUCAUUAGUGGUAACCAAUGAAACGCUGUAUCGCUGCUGUUCCAUAAGCUCCACCUGCUGUCAGUGAAUCUGCACUUUUAUUCAACCCGCUUCUGGUUUCUGUUUCAUUCAGAUACAGUAUGUUUUAUGUAGUAUAGUUUCACAAAACUAAAGUCAAACGAUUCUGUUUUUGCUUCAAAUUUCAGGAUCAGAAAAAAAUCAGGAUGUUAGCACCUCCACUUCAUUUUGAGCCGUGAAAAACCCUGAUGUCAGAAUAAGGCCUGGUUUCACAGACAGGACUUAGACUAAGCCAGGAUUAGGCCAUAGUUUAAUUAGGACAUUUAAGUAAUUUUUAUAAACGUGCUUAGACAAAAACAUUACUGGUGUGCAUCUUGAGACAAAACAAAGGCACUGAUAUAUUUUUAUACCACUCAGUGCAAGUUAGCUCAGACUUACAUUUUAGUCUAGGACUAGGCUUAAGGCUUGUCUGUGAAACCGGGGGUAAAUGUGUGUAACAAGUCCUUGUAUAGACCAUAAGGUUAGUGUGUGUGACAUGUGUUUCAGUGCUUUUCUCAAACUCUGUUUGUGUUGAUUUAGUUUUUAAUGUAGGGUUG
Labeo rohita (rohu) is the source of this 2441-nucleotide messenger RNA. Its product is annotated as tripartite motif-containing protein 16. The record is from RefSeq and is a predicted model, not a curated record. Bases 81 to 1670 code for a protein of 529 amino acids. The transcript is spliced from 6 exons. Lineage: Eukaryota; Metazoa; Chordata; Actinopteri; Cypriniformes; Cyprinidae. Gene Ontology annotation, molecular function: zinc ion binding; protein binding.